AUGUCUUCAAAUCUUGAGCGUUCAGCUCUCCAGGAUAUCUCCAAUAUCCUGCCUCGCUCAAAGACAAAGCGCAAGCGUAUGGCCAGACAGAUCAUUGACGAUGAUACUGAUUCUGACAAUGCCUCUGCCCCCAUCCACCUCCCCACCAAACCAUUGCCCUCCAACGCCCCUUGUUCAGACACUGACUCUGAUACUCCCCUUGUCCCAAGAAUCCGAAAGAAGCGAAUUGCCAAUCAACAUUCAAACCCCAAACACUCAGUCGAUGAUGUCGUUCAUUCCCUCGAGGAUGAUGGAACUUGGAGUCCCCCUCAAGCCCAAAAUUAUUCCUUCGAUUCUGACACUGAUGGGGAAGGCAAUGACAUAAUUGAUGCAUAUAAAGUCGUCGAUCUUGCUGAAGGGGUACAAGAUACUAAAGGGCUUGUGGACGAAGACGACUCAGAAGAUGAUGACAAUUUAGAAAAGGAGGUCACCGAUGGUGGUGCAAGACACUGGGUAACCCGGCUCCUAGCAAUCACACAAGAACCACCUAACGAUAUCGCCCCUUACCUUAUGCCAGGUGUCUCGCUGCCUGUCGUUAAAGCCAACCAGCUGCUCUUUGAGUCUACAGUCACAUCUAUGCUGGAAAGAGCGCAGAAAUAUGCUAUGACACAGGAGCUAUCUGAUCUUCGAGUAAAGAACUUCAAAGAGCGUGCCCUUUCUGUUGGGUUCUGGAACUUAUUCGAACGCCUCCAAGUGGCAGAAAUGACAAAACCCUUUUUCGGAUCGAUGGCACCCGAGGUCAUGUCGCUACUAGGCCGCAAAGACCUUCAGCCAGCUGACCUCUUGGAUCUACCUCGAGUUGAUGAUCAUUUCCGUCUUUGGGGUGUAUAUGUCAACAUUGUCACUGACAAGUUCGGAAGAGUCCGCGGAGUCUACAUUGGGUCAAGCGUCGCAUAUAAAACAUACAUCGGGAUCACAGGUCGUGUACGCGGCCACUUGGCCAAUGCCAUGAAACCAUUCGAUUCGCUAUCCGCGGCACAGAAAUCUGAGCAUUAUCGUUUCCUUAGCCAACCUGGAAUGUCUUCGAAUUUCCGCACCCUCGCUCUUUUCAAAAUCCAGGCUAAUAACACCGCCCCUACUGUCCUCGCCGAGGCCAUUUUGAUGUCCUUCCUGUCAACAGUCAUAGUGUCCUCAGAACAGCAGGUCUUUCUGGAAACGUUGCGACAGGACCUCCCUGGUGUCCAUGACUUCUCGGCAAUUGGUCUCAACCGUAGCAUUCCUUUAGCCUACGGAUACAAAGGCAUGCCCGUAUCCCAUACACUGCAUCAAACCUGGCUAAAGGAGAACGGCCUCGAAGACGUAUGCAUGAAUUGUGGGAGACAUGCACCUGACGACGAUAAGGAUUGGGGUGGAUGGUUCUCUAAACGCCGCUGCCGAGCAUGUCUGAGUUGGCGGAAUGCACAUGGACACGAAAAGCAACCUGGAGAAUUUGUUAGUCUGAUUGAUCAUCAACUAUUCUGGGUCGACAUGGGCCAUCCAGAUGUUUGUCAAAACCCUCUUUGCGGAGAACCACGCCGACCCGGCCGCAAUGCUUUCAGGGGUUUUGGGCCCGAGUCACGAUGUAUCGCAUGUUACAAGCACAAGAUUAAAUAUGAAGAGGAAGACCCCAGCCCGCACAAUGGAAAGCCUUUUGCAAAACAUCAGGAAUGGUUAGAUCAAGGAAAUCAUGACGUCUAUGGGACUUGUCGUGAACUACGACCAGACGAAAGCCAUCUCCUAGGCUGGACUGGCUGGCUGGACGCUUCCAAAUGCGCAAGGUGCACCAAGAACGCGCGCCCAACAAAUGACGAUGACGCUGCAUGGGUUGAAGAACACGGCGACACUUGUGCUUUGUGCGGCGUUGAUCGCAUCUAUACAAAUCUUAUACAUGGACGAGCUGCUAACCGGAGAUGCCUGUCUUGCUUCCAGUAUAAACAGAAGCAUAAACACGACAAGCCACCAGCAGAAAUCGCAUAUGGUGAUAAGUCCGUCCAUGCACAGUGGGUAGCCCAAGGCAAUCGAGAUGUUUGUUGCGAAUGUGGUCGUGCCCGAACCAAGACAAAUUUCUAUGGCUGGAGAGAUAAGGCCAAAUGCAGGACAUGCUACAAAAGAGCUCUAAAGGCGGGCAACCGAGUACUUCGAAAGAAUACGAAGAAGAAACAGAAGGGAGUCAGCGGCGGUUAA
Molecule: messenger RNA, 2202 nt
Organism: Fusarium musae
Lineage: Eukaryota; Fungi; Ascomycota; Sordariomycetes; Hypocreales; Nectriaceae
Exons: 1
Coding region: 1-2202 (733 amino acids)
Source: RefSeq, a predicted model, not a curated record